This is a messenger RNA of Papilio xuthus (Asian swallowtail), 2675 nucleotides long. It is a transcript of the gene PAN3, whose product is annotated as Poly(A) specific ribonuclease subunit PAN3. Gene Ontology annotation, biological process: nuclear-transcribed mRNA poly(A) tail shortening; mRNA processing; protein phosphorylation. Gene Ontology annotation, cellular component: PAN complex; P-body. The transcript is spliced from 19 exons. Gene Ontology annotation, molecular function: protein kinase activity; ATP binding; poly(A) binding. NCBI's taxonomy places the organism in Eukaryota, Metazoa, Arthropoda, Insecta, Lepidoptera, Papilionidae. The record is from RefSeq and is a predicted model, not a curated record. The coding region runs from base 388 to 2562 and encodes 724 amino acids.
AUACACAUUUAACACGCACACAGUUUUACUUACAUAGUUGUAUUAUGUCUUUGCUUCGUGUCCUUUAUCCACUAGCCAAUGAUUUUUGUGUCGGAAAAAAUCGUGCAUUAUUAAUUCAUGUUAUAUAUUGAUUUCGGACAAGUUCUUUGUUAAUACUCUAUAAAUACGUUCUUAAAAACAAAUUCAGUAUAAGUGUAGUAUUUUGUGAAGGCUUGACAGUACGUCAAGGAAUACAGUAGGCAGAAAAGAAAGCACUUCGUAAAAAUGUCUGGACCUUUUGUUUUCAAUAGUUAUAUAUAAAUUUGAUAGGAACAGGAGCACUGAAGAAGAAUGAAAUACUAGAAGUGUAAAUUAUCAAUCAGCUGGACGGGAUUUAAAUUAACCAAAAUGGAUCCCUCACUAUAUAUGCAAUACUCACCUCCUAAUGGACUACCUCAGGAAUCCAAAUUGGCCACAUAUAUGAAUCAUUCUGCCACCCCUCCUGCAAGGUCUUUGAAUCAAUCUUUGAAUCAUUCAAUGAGCCAGCUCAGUUUGGAGUCUUCACCUCCUGCCAUCAGGAAGGUAUUCAUAAGUGAAUUUGUACCCAUGAAUUACUUCGCUUUACCACCUCCAACGAAUUUACUACCCGAGUCUCCAGAAAACUCGCCACCUACUACCAUGGUCCCUGUGCCCAAUAUACAAGUACACCAGGAGAAUGUUGGUGGUACAACAUACUUUUAUUCGACCAAUGAAGCCCUCAAUGCUUCCGGAGCCAUGAAUUCCUCGGCUUCUUUGGUUAAUUCGGACUCUUGCCGCGGAGUUAACCCAGGCCCCAGUGCAUCUACGUCAUAUGCACCGCAAAUGUUCUGUAGUACACCUAGUCAUAUGGUGCCAGGCCCAAUGAUGUCUAAGCCUGGUCCGGAACAAAUGAUUGGAGCUGGUGGUGGUCCGAGUCCAUCUUCCGCUUAUUCCGCAAUGUACACUCCAACUCAUUUGGGACCUAAUCUGAUGAUGCCCAAGCCAGUUGGUGCUGAAGCUUGUCGUGGCGCAAGCGGAGUGCCUGGUCCGUCAACAUCCUACGCCUCUCAAAUGUACUGCGCCACUCCAUCUCUCAUGGUGCCAGGCCCGAUGAUUGGCAAGCCUGGUCCGGAACAGAUGAUGGGAGCUGGUGGAGGUCCAAGCCCAUCUACAAGCUACGCAGCGCAAAUGUUCUGCGCCCCUCCGACUCACAUGGCUCCAGUGCCCAUGUUCCCCAAGUCCGGUCUUGCUGAGACAUUCUACACUCCAGAAACUAUUAGGGCCGAGAUAUACCAGCGGGACAAAGACAUAUUUGUGAUGCCAUACCAAUACAUAGAGUUACCAGAGCAUGUGGAGAUGUAUACGGAGUUGAUACCGUUAGAGUGCAUCGGACCCCACUCUCUGACUUCAUCUUAUCGCGUUGCGCACCGCCAGACCGGUGAAUAUUUUGCUAUGCGUCGUCUGCACUCGUAUGCCUCGAUUCCCAACGCUCGCAUUGAUCUCUGGAAGCAAUUGGAUCAUCCCAAUGUGGUUAGACUCCUGGAGUGCUUCCCCACCGCAGCUUUUGGUGAUAACUCUUUGGUGAUGGUGUAUGAUUAUCACCCCGGCUGCGAGACGCUGAUGAGCAAGUACAUUCGCAACAACAACAUGGGGAAUUCAUCUGACGCCAAUGGCACUUUACAUGAUCCAUUCUCAUCUGAUCCGGAUGCCCCGCGUCCUUAUACUCAUCAGAAAAACGCGAUGCUUCGUGCUCUGGCUUGCGGUGCAUUACUCCCGGAGGCGGUUCUGUGGAGUUUCCUCGUGCAGCUGACUGCUGCCUUGCGCGCCAUUCACACCGCCGGACUUGCUUGCAGGACCUUGGAUCCAACCAAGGUGGUGAUGAACGGAUGUAGAGUGCGCAUUGCCUGGUGCGGUACUGCUGAUGUGAUGGAUCAUUCCCAUGGCAUUGACAUUGUGCAGGCCCAGCAGGAGGAUUUGGUAGCUUUGGGCCGCCUGGCCCUUGCUCUCGCAAUUCGCUCCAUACAUUGCGACAACCUGGCUGCCUCUAUGGAUCUAGUCGCCAGGUCUUAUUCUCCUGAUCUGCAGAAUUUGAUCAUAUUCCUGCUGACUAAAUCUCCCGGCCGACGCACCGUUACUGAUCUCAUGCCAAUGAUUGGCGCCAGGUUUUAUACUCAGGUGGAAGCUUUGGAGCGUCGUGCCGAUGUGUUUGAAGAGCAGAUGAGUCUGGAAAUGGAUAACGGUCGUCUCCUGAGACUCCUGAUCAAGCUUGCUGUCGUUAAUGAACGUCCCGAAUUGAACAUGGACCCUGAGUGGUCGGAGACUGGUGGUCGUUACAUGCUGAAGUUGUUCCGCGACUACGUGUUCCAUUCGGUGACUGAGGAUGGGAGGCCUUGGUUCGAUAUGUCCCAUCUCACCUACUGUCUCAACCAUCUAGAUAGUGGUACCAACACUAAGGUGAUGCUGAUGUCUCGCGAUGAACAGAGCGUGUUUGUGGUGACAUACGCGGAGCUGAAACAUUGCUUGAAUCAGGCCGUUGAAGAUGUGCUGCAUACAGCCGUCUUGUAAAAACAAACGCAAGAUAAAGUCGUUCCAUUCGAUAUAUAUUAAGCCAAAUGUCAUAAUAUACUAACAUUUUUUUUCCAUCUGUAGUAGAAUACUACUACAGAUGAUAAAAAAAU